AUGUCAUCUUCAAAUCAAAAAAUCAAAUUAUACAUUGAAACAAAGCAUCCUAAAUACUUUGCUGAUGUUUUGAAUGUUGACAUUAAUCGAUUAUUAGUGAAUGAACUAUCAAAAUUUGAGUACUUGGAAUGGACCAUGUUCCAAAGCUUUGAAUCCACCAGUUUAAUUGCCAUUAGAAAAAUACUGCAAGAUCGCAGUAUUACACCGCUCGGAUAUGUCAUGUUGGUUGAUGUUAAUAGAACACAAUUCGACACCAAUCAACCAUACUCUGAGUAUUUAACUCUGGAAGGACUUCAAAAGGCUGCCAAAUUUGGUGCUACUGGAAUUGGUCCACACUUUAGCCUUGUCACGAAAGAAUGGGUGGAAAAGGUGCAUGCUAAUAACCUAAUUACUCACCCCUACACGUUCAGAUCUGAACCAUUUUUUAUGAACAAGACUCCUUUUUCUAGUUUUAAGGAAAUGGUUACGACAUUUAUUGAAAUUGGGGUUGAUGGUAUUUUCACUGAAGACCUUGUCCAAACGAGAGAAAUUCUUUCCGAGUAUCAAAACAAUGGAAUUAGAAAUGUCAUUAUGGCUUUGACUAUCGUUGCCAUUGUGAUCAUUGCAAUUGUGACCGUUGCUUCUGUUGUGACAGCUUGCGUUUUCAAGAGAAGAAAGCAAGGGGCUUCAACGGAACACCUCACGAAGGGCAGCAAUGGCAAAUUCUACGGUGUUGAUGGAGAUGGAGAAUCCGAUCAAGCUCGCUUAGUGUCAAACAAGCAAUAA
Molecule: messenger RNA, 765 nt
Organism: Naegleria lovaniensis
Lineage: Eukaryota; Heterolobosea; Eutetramitea; Acrasida; Naegleriidae
Exons: 1
Coding region: 1-765 (254 amino acids)
Biological process (GO): lipid metabolic process
Molecular function (GO): phosphoric diester hydrolase activity
Source: RefSeq, a predicted model, not a curated record